Tachysurus fulvidraco (yellow catfish) is the source of this 12767-nucleotide messenger RNA. It is a transcript of the gene zfhx3a, whose product is annotated as zinc finger homeobox 3a. Gene Ontology annotation, cellular component: nucleus. NCBI's taxonomy places the organism in Eukaryota, Metazoa, Chordata, Actinopteri, Siluriformes, Bagridae. Gene Ontology annotation, molecular function: RNA polymerase II cis-regulatory region sequence-specific DNA binding; DNA-binding transcription factor activity, RNA polymerase II-specific; zinc ion binding. The coding region runs from base 413 to 10510 and encodes 3365 amino acids. Gene Ontology annotation, biological process: regulation of transcription by RNA polymerase II. The transcript is spliced from 9 exons. The record is from RefSeq and is a predicted model, not a curated record.
GGAGCUAAUUAGCCCUUCCCGCCGUGACUGUGUAAUAGUGCGCAUGCGCACUGGGCUAAUUCCAGCCAUUUUUUGCAGGAAACUAAUUAGCAGGAAUAAAGACUGAACGGUUUUUUUCCUUCGGUGGCGUCAAACACCGCUUUCUCCUCUUCCCUCUAACCAAGCCAAGUCGUCUGCGUUACAACCAAAUACUCCUUUUUGUUGUUGUUUUAGUUUCUUGUUUGUUGUCUGUUCUUUAAAAGGCUUUAAAACGGUAAUCCGGAUAUAGACCUCUUUACUGUUUACUACUAAUAAGAAGAAUCUAGAAGCUAUCUGACCAAAUGGAAGUACGUGAAUGGGAUCUAUGAAGGCGGCGUGUGGACCAAGCCACAGAAAUGUCUGGGUGGAAUAAGAAUGUCCAGUAAAUGGGAGGAUGGAGUGCUGUGACUCUGUCUCAAAUGACGGAGCCUCUGGUCCUUGUUUAAACCAGCCUCCAGGGAUCUGCAGCCCACAAUCUUCCAUGCUACUUCUCCUACAGAGAGAAAACACUGCUCACCUGAACUCAGCCAGCCCGUCCAACCAGGGUGAACCAGGGUGGAGGAAAGAAGUGAAGGGGCAAAGCAAGGGAGAAAGGAGGGCGUUUGGAGAGGGACAUGAAGAGGAUGAGGGCAUUGAUGAAAAAACAGUUGAUUGUGCUGUGGGUGACUGUUUAGAGCAUAGAGGAGAUCUAAGAGAAGUUGAUGAGGUAGAAUGUCAGAUCAUCUACCAGGCUGAUGGUUCUGCUUACAUCCUAGAGAGUCAAAGUCAGCUGCCACGCAAUGUGGUUUCAUCCUCAUCUCGUCCACAGUUUGUUAGCACAUGCCAUUUCUCUGUUUCCCAAAGCUCUACCUUUAAAAGCUUCCAUGUCUUCCACCCUAAGAACUGGUGCCACUUGACUGGUGAUAUUCUUGCUUUGCUGACCUGCCAAUCCAAAGAUAGAGCUCCUGCCAAAACGAGUUCUUCUGAAGCAGAGCUGGCACUGCUUGGCAAAGAACAACCUGUCCUGGUGUGCUUUUUUUGUCGCCUGUCAUUCAGUCGCAUGCAUGUUUUUAGAGGACAUGUUUCACAGCAUCACAAUAUUAUGCUUACCACAGAGGAACAGCAAUUGCUCUCGCUCAGGCACACCUGUGCCAUCUUGCAACCUGUAGGCCCCAAUAAGCACCCACUCUUAAGCUUCCUAGAACCAAAAACUAGCAACAUGCCAACCCUGUUAACAACCACAGCUUUAGGGCCCAACAUGGUGGCAAUGCUAAGUCAGGAGGACAGGGAGCACCUCCAGAUCUCUGAGCCAGGGUUCCCUCUUCAGCCCUCUCUACCCAGAGUCCCCCUUCCUACCUCAGUGCUGAGCCCUGCCAAAGACCCUUCCACCCUGGGCAGAGAGGGCCCACAGAGGAGCAGUGAUGAUGGUGGAGGUAGCGGAGAAGCAGAGGAGAGUUCAGAGGUCAUUUCCACUGCAGAGGAUGGCGUGAGCAGUAUUAGCAGCAGUGGUCGACAAGGGCACAUUACUGAACCGGCUCUUUCAAACCAAAGCAAUCCCAAAUCUCCCAACUCCGUCACAGUAGCAACCAGCUUUAUGAACAACACCAAAUCUCUCACAGACUCUGAGUUAGAGUGUGGAAUAAGCUUUAACUGCCACGGCCCUGCUUCAGUAUCCUUUACUGUGCAACCCUCGUCCACGGUCACUACUCCAAAAGAAUUUUCCAGCAAAGAGAGUGUAAUGGAAACCAAACCAAAUAACCUGUCAGAAAAGGGCAGCGCCAUGGCAAAAGAACCAAAUGGCAAGCUGUGCAACGACAGCAUGCCAGAUGUCACUAAAUCUGACCUACCUAGUAACCAUAGCAAUUCUCAGUCACCGACUGUCACCCCUCCUCUGACCCAAACUGUCAAAUCUCAGUUUGAGGACCUACAGGUGGAGGUUGGGUCUAGAGGAAGUAUGUCAGCUGGGGGUGAACAAGAAUUUGGUCUUGGGCAGGACACUAUCCAGGGGUCUUCUUACUCUUUUGGGGGCCAAGUAAACAUGACGCACUCCCGCAACUCUUGCAAGACGCUAAAGUGUCCCAAAUGUAAUUGGCACUACAAGUACCAGCAGACUCUCGAGGCUCAUAUGAAAGAGAAACAUCCGGACUCUGAGGACGGCCAGUGCCCAUACUGUGCCAGUGGGCAGAACCACCCACGCUUGGCUAGAGGGGAGACUUAUACCUGUGGGUACAAGCCAUUUCGUUGUCAGGUGUGUCAGUAUUCCACCACCACCAAAGGCAACCUGAGCAUCCACAUGCAGUCAGAUAAACACCUCAACAAUAUGCAGAAUUUGCAGUCACAGACACGCCCAGAUGCUCCAACAGUUCAGCCUAACCCCCUGCCUCACACGCACACCACCCAGAACCCCUCGCCAUCUCCUUCUAAAGUACAGGGACGUGCAUCAUGGCGUUGUGAAGUAUGUGACUAUGAAACCAAUGUAGCGCGGAACCUCCGCAUACACAUGACCAGCGAAAAGCAUACCCACAACAUGCUUCUUUUGCAGCAAAACCUGGCCCAUAUGCAGCGUCAGCAUCGACAAAAUUCUGCCGAGCUCUACCCAUACUGCCAGCCCCAGACCAGAAUUUCUGACCCAAAAAGUGUGUUACAGCCAGGAAGGGAGACCAUGCAGGAGUCUCCCCGGAAGCCAGUAGAUGAAGACCCCCCAGAGGCACUGUUUGAAUGUGCACUGUGUGGUCACUUCUCCUCAGACAGCUUGGGUGCUCUUAGUCAGCACCUGGCAAUCCAGCGCUCACUUCCUGAUGCUGAUUGGAGAGGUACAACCGGUGACGCCCACCUUUGUCGUCUUUGCCAUUAUGCCACACCUCUGAGGGCCAACUUCCAGUUGCACUGCCAAACAGACAAACAUCUGCAACGCUACCAGCUAGCAGCACACCUUCAAGAAGCCAGCAGACGCAAUGGGAGUGCAGAGGAAGAGGAGGAAUGGAUGCUCAGGUGUGUUGCUGCUGGUGUCCAGGUGCAACUAAGGUGUAAUGCCUGCAGUUACGAGGCCAAUAGCAUGGAGAAGCUGAAACUACACACAAUGAACUCAAGACACAAGGCCAGUUUGAGACUAUACAAGUACCUGCAGCAGUUUGAGGGAGCCGUGUCUGAUGGUGGCUCUCUGCACUGUGUGUUGUGUGAUUACUCCACCCAAAACUGCCUCAGUCUGGUGCAACACGCCAAUUCGUUGAACCACCAGAGAGGGGAGGGACUCCUGAGACUACAGCGAAUCCAGAACGGCCUCCAGGAUGAAGAGGAGGACCUCGGUGCCAUCUUUGAGAUCAGAAAGAAUCAUGGUACAGAUAACGGAGACAUGAAUGAGAUGGAGUCACCCGCUGAGAUUACCUCUGACCAGGCAGACCAGACCAAACACACAAGCAAAGAGGGGGAGAAAACGGAAGCACCCACGCACGGAGAUAAGAAACCGAACGAGCCGUCUGUCAGUCCCAAGCGCUCUGCAUCUGGAGACACAGAUGACUCCAUACCUUCAAAACGCCCUCGAGCACAGGAAGAGAUCUCCUCAGAGCAGGUCCGUCAGUGCCCGUUCUGUCGGUUUUGUCACACUGAUCUCAGCCGUCUGAGGAGCCAUGUAAUGAUCCAGCACGCUGUGCAGCCCACUCUUCGCUGCCCGCUGUGCCAGGACACGCUGCGCAGUGUCGCUCUGAUGCGCUCUCACCUCACACACCUGCACAGUGUCACUGCAGACUGCACACAGAAACUCAUUAACGCGGUGAUUGCUUCAGAUGUGCUGCCAGAGAAGAUGUUCCUAAUGGUGCCAGACUCUAAUACACAGCAGACAACGGCAGAUUCCAGCUGCAAUGGGAUAAAAAGACCUGAUGAACAAGGCGACGAAGACGAAGAGAGAGUGACCACGUGUCGACCAGAGAUAGCAAGAACACAAAAUCAGCCCUUAGAAGAUGCCGAAUCCACAAAGGAAAACACCGCUGCCUUCCCUUGCUGGCAGAAAGGCUGUAACAAAGUCUUGACAUCAUCUAGCGCCCUCCAAACACACGUCAACCACUUUCACAGCCAGAAACUUCAAAUGCCAAUUUCUGAUCGACAUGUCUACAAAUAUCGUUGCAGUCAGUGUAGCCUUGCUUUUAAAACUGCUGAAAAGCUGCAACAGCAUUCUCAGUACCAUGCCAUCCGGGCAGCCACUAUGUGCUGCCUUUGCCAACGCAGCUUUCGAACAAUACAGGCCCUGCAGAAGCACUUAGAGACCAGUCAUCUUGAGCUUAGUGAGAUCCAGCUGCAGCAGCUGUGUGGCAGUCUGUUGAUGACUGAAGACCUCUUAGCCAAUGAAGACCAAGGACUUGAUGAAGAACAGGGAACCUUUGAUGAGGAAAAGGUGAAAGAAGAUGAAGAAAGUGAUGUGGAAGAUAAAAUAAGUCCACCUGACAGUGUAUCGAGUUUAGUUCGAGAAGAACCUGAGCUCCAUCCAAAGCCUUCAGUUGUGCCUCAGAGAAAAGGGCCGAACCUCUCGACAGAAAAAUUCCUGGAUCCGUCAAGACCUUUCAAAUGCACCGUGUGCAAAGAAUCUUUCACACAAAAGAACAUACUUUUGGUGCAUUAUAACUCUGUCUCACACUUGCACAAAGUGAAGCGUUCGGUGCAGGACACUUCAGCUGCCUUCCCAGAGUCUGUCAGCAGCAGCGCUGACCACAAACCCUUCAAAUGUAGCAUUUGCAAUGUAGCGUACAGCCAGAGCUCCACCUUAGAGAUUCAUAUGCGAUCUGUACUACACCAAAGCAAAGCUCGUGCAGCCAAACAUGAUCCGUCAGCAGCUAGCUCAACUUCUGUUAACCCGUCGCUUCGUAAAGUAGGACCAGAUAACGCAACAGUCAGCUCCCCUGCGGUUUUAAAGCCCACAAACGCUAUGAACUACACAAGUUGUACUUCUUCAGCUGUAGACCAGACUCAGUUAAAGCACCAACAGAGCAAUGAGAACAAUGAUGGAUCACUGAGUCAAACUACACAUUCUGAAGAAAGUAAAAAGAAACCGGUGGUAGACGUAUUGUCAACAAAUCAACAUAGAUUAUUACAACAGCAGCAACAACAGAUAGUCCAGGCUCAAGCACAGAUCCAGCAGGAGCUCCAAAAGAAAGCAGCUCUUCUUCAGUCCCAUUUGUUCAAUCCAGCACUUCUUCACCAUUUUCCCAUCACAACAGAUGCACUCCUUCCACUACAGCAGCAACAGCAGCUGCUGCUUCCAUUUCUCAUCCCAGGAGGGGAGUUUCAGAUUAGCCCUGAGCUAAACCUGAAAUGUUCCGAGUUAAACCUCAGCAAAGCAAAGCCUGUAGUAUCUGAAACAUUUUUGGAGCCAUCCCAGCAUGGUAGCCUUAUCACUUCUAAACAGCCACUGAACGGAGUUUCAGCUAGUGCUUCGCACCAGUCGGUGUCUCUGAUUCCUGAGGACAAUGUUCCUGUUGUUCAACAAGCUGCUGAACAGAUACUGACCUCUAAUUCUCAGAUUCACAAAGGCAUGGAUGAAUACAGUAGUAAAGAAACAAAGGAGUUGUGUAAACCCACCUCACACGAUAAUACCGAUCAUUUCAAAGGACAAGCACAAGAUGAGGUCGAGGACGAGGCAGAGGAUGAAGAGAGUGAAGAGUUCUUUACAGAUUUAAUUCCACCAAGGAUAGCUCACGAUGCACCUGGAAAUGUUUCAAAAGCUUUGCUGGAGAACAUAGGGUUUGAGUUAGUCAUGCAGUUUAAUGAAAAUAAGCAGCAGUAUCAGAGAACUCACACUGAGGUUGUGCCAAAUGGACAGACAAAGUUCAACACCAAAGAGGUGCUUCAUUCAGACUCUGUUGGGAAGCUAGAGUGUGAAUCCUGCAGGAAGCUUUUUUCAAAUACGUUGAUACUAAAGAGCCAUAAAGAGCAUGUUCACCAGUCUAUUUUGCCAAUACAGUCAGUAGAGAAAUUUGCCAAAGACUACAGAGAACAAUAUGACAAGCUUUUUCCUUUUACUCCUUCAGCUUCUGACACGUCUCCGUCUUUGCCUUCCCCCGCUUCACCUCCACUCCCUCCAAAAGAUCCAAGUCAACAGAAACCAGUGUCAUGCAUUCCUGCCACCACAACGACAGUUACUCCACCUAUUGUCUCAACUCCCCAAGUUCCAUUAGCACCAAUUCCCUUACCCAUUGACUUGCCACUUUUCCCUCCACUACUCAUGCACCACAUUCCCCUGUCGGCUCUCCCUCCCCAACUACCUGUACAUCUGCCAUCAGUCGAGGGUGGUCUCACAUCUGACUUAGCCCAGCUAUACCAGCAGCAGUUAACUCCUGCUAUGUUACAACAGCAGGGCAAAAGACCUCGAACAAGGAUCACCGACGAUCAACUAAGAAUUCUCCGGCAAUACUUCGACAUCAAUAACUCCCCAAAUGAAGACCAAAUCCAAGAAAUGGCAAAUAAAUCGGGCUUGCAAAAUAAAGUUAUAAAGCACUGGUUCAGAAACACCCUGUUCAAGGAGCGCCAGCGCAACAAGGACUCCCCAUAUAACUUCAGUAAUCCACCCAUAACAACAUUAGAAGAUGUCAAAGGGGAUUCCAGGCCAUCCUCUCCUGAACUUCUAAGACAAGAGAUUUCAGGAGGGAAAAGGUCCUCAAGGACCAGGUUUACUGACUACCAGCUAAGGGUCCUUCAAGAUUUUUUCGAUGCAAACGCUUACCCAAAAGAUGAUGAAUUUGAACAACUCUCAAACCUUCUCAACCUUUCUACUCGUGUCAUUGUGGUGUGGUUUCAAAAUGCACGUCAGAAAGCCAGGAAAAACUAUGAAAACCAGGGGGACGGAGCAAAGGAGAGUGAGCAAAUGGAGUUUUCUAAUGAUCGGUAUAUCCGUACUGCCAACGGUAGCUAUGAGUGCAAGAAAUGCAACAUGGCGUUUCAGCGCAUUUUUGAUCUAAUCAGUCAUCAGAAGAAAGUGUGCUAUAAAGAAGACAACGAUGAAGUAUCCUCUUAUCAAAACGAGCUUGUAUUUGAUUGUAAACCGUACAGUCCACCUGACACCUCAAGUCUCACUCCACAGCCCUGCACUUCUAGUCUCUCAAACGUUACUGAGCUAAGCACAGAUGGAAAGUCUACUGACAAAGAGCUGCCAGACCCUGACAUUGUCUCAGAUUCCUUUACUGAGGAUCUUAAACCGAUAAAAGAAUCAUCUUGUGGCCCUGAACAUUGUCUUGAAAAUCCAAAGCUUGAAGCAACAUAUAAACAGACCAAAUGUCCUACUGAAGAUAAUAUACAGUCAUGCUCUAAAAUUUGUUCCCCACCCCCUCUGCAGCAACACCAACCGACUAACCCACCUAUGAGCCAGACAAGCCCAGUUCCAUCACAGAGUUCACAGAUGAGUUCAGCAAGUCCUUCUUCUCAGCAACAAGACCUAAAUCAAGCACAGCAGAUGACCCCUUACCAUUGCAUUCAGUGCAAACUGAGCUUCCCAUCUUUUGAACACUGGCAAGAACAUCAGCAGAUGCACUUCCUUGUUGCUCAAAAUCAUUUUGUUCCCCCACAGUUCCUGGAUCGCCCCAUGGAUAUCCCCCUUAUGCUUUUUGACUCAAAUAAUCCUCUGGUGGCAAGGCAGGUACUUUCUGGAGCUUUUCCACAGAUCUCACUCAAUUCGUCUACAGCAGCAGCCGUUCCUGACUCAACGAUAAACUCCUUGAAGAGGAGGCUUGAGCCCAAAUCUGGAAGUAGUGCUGUAGAAAAUGACUGGGAGCACAGUGGGGAUGAUUCCCAGCGGGACAAGCGAAUGAGGACCACCAUCACUCCAGAGCAGUUGGAGAUAUUAUACCAGAAAUAUCUCUUGGAUUCCAAUCCAACAAGGCAAAUGCUUGACCACAUUUCUCAAGAAGUGGGUCUCAAGAAAAGAGUGGUUCAAGUGUGGUUCCAGAACACCCGAGCCCGGGAAAGAAAAGGCCAGUUUCGUGGUUUGGGUCCAGCUCAAGCCCAUCGACGCUGUCCAUUCUGUCGUGCAUUGUUUAAGGCACAAACUGCCCUUGAUGCUCAUAUCCGUUCACGGCACUGGCAUGAAGCAAAGAAUGCAGGUUUCACUAUAGCAGUAGCUGGUAUGGCCCAAGACCUAGAAGGCUCUCAACUGAAAAUGGAUUUUUCUAAAUUUUCACUGAUGCCAAACACAAGCGAUGGGCUGAAUUGCUCAGACUCUCCAACUUGUAAAAGCAUGGAUUUAUCCUCACGCGAUCCGGAACCUAGUCCAAAGUCCCUAAUAAAUGGAGGAGUAAAUGAAUUAGAAGAGUCAUCCACCUCAGUCCAACGGUCCUUUGAAAGCGGCAACCUGGAAAACCCUAAAUGUACUUCAAUGAAUAUUGUCCCUAAUGGAACCAUUACUGAUGAUGAAAACUACUCUGAAGCGAAACAGAAUUGCAUUGAUCACUUAUCCUUUAGCUCAGAGAGAGAGGCUUCUUCAGAAAGUGAAGACAAGAUGUCCUCAGGGCUGGUUAGCCCGGCAAUGAGUUUUAAUGCAAAGGAUUAUGAAAAUGAUUUGAUCCUGGAUUAUAGCGAGAACUCAAGCUUAGCUGAUCCUGGCUCUCCCUCUCCUGGAGGAUCCAACGGUCAAAGCACAGACAACGAAAGGCCAGGUCAAAAACGCUAUCGCACUCAGCUAAGCAACUUGCAAGUCAAAGUGCUCAAAGCCUGUUUCAGUGACUACAAAACCCCUACUAUGUUGGAGUGUGAAGCCUUGGGAAAUGACAUUGGGCUUCCCAAAAGGGUAGUACAGGUGUGGUUUCAGAACGCACGUGCCAAGGAGAAAAAAGCCAAGCUCAGCCUUGCCAAGCAAUUUGGCACAGAGAGUUCAUCCACAGAACGACCCAAAAAAGAAUGUACUCUCUGCUGUGUCAAAUAUAGUCGUUGUCUGUCUGUGCGCGAUCAUGUCUUCUCCCAGCAGCAUCUCGCAAAAGUAAAAGAAGCUCUAGGGGGACAAAUAGACCGAGACAGGGAAUUUGUAGAUUUUGUAAGUGUUCGUCAUCUGAUGACCGAACAAGAGAUGAAUAAUCUGAAAAAGACAAAUGAGAUCAUGGCAGUUGUUCAAACACAGUCUGCAGAGAGCUCGGUGUCCUCCAGUCUCACUACCCCUCAGUAUUCAAACUUACUGACUACUGGUUUACCAGGGACUGGCAGCAAGUCAUUAUCAAGCUCUUCAAUAAAAUCAGAUCCUAUUGAUCCCCCAUCAAAUGGGCUGACCAGCAACCCUAAUGCAUCUUCUUCAUCCACGUCAGCUGCCAAUGACAAAACCAGUGCAAACAACUCUGUCUCACCCCCAAAGCCUAUAGAUUCAGAAUUGAAGCUACAGUUGUCCAAAGAGAGCAACUUUGAAAAUGGCAAGAAUCCCUCUGAAAAGCUUGAAAGGGCUUCCGCUGGCAGUGCUACUCAUUCAGUCUCUUCUAUAAGUAAGGAAAAACAAGACUCUUUAAUACCAGCUGCAUCUACACCAAAACCUGUUAAGGACUACAGCAUCGAUCCGGGUCAGCUCCAUGCUCUGCAAGCAGCGGGGACCACAGAUACUGCCUUGCUCACGAAUCCCCUCCUGCCCUGUCUUAUGCCAGGAUUCCCUCCUAUGUUCUCUCCACAGAUUCCCCCAGCUCUUACUGGAAGCUUUCUGCAGCCCAUGUUUGGUAUGGAUGGUAUGUUUCAGUAUAGUCCAGUCCUGCCACAGGCUUUAAUGGGUUUGUCUACGGGCUCCAUUCUCCAACAAUAUCAGCACAAUUUGCAGGGUGCACUAAUGCAUCAUAGGCUGCAGCUCCAAAAGAAACAACUGUUGCAUCAAUCCAAAAAAACCAAGGCUAGCCAAAUCUCCUCUACAAAAUACUCUCAGGACAUGGCUUAUAAUAAUGACCUUGUCUUGAAUCUAUCCAAACCAGAAGAGAAGAAAGCUAGCUCAGAUGGAGAUGGCCCCUCUUCCUUCUCCUCUGGCACCACUAAGCAGAUGGAUGAUAGUUUCUUAAUCAGCCAAUGUGUUGUCUCUAAAGGGACAAUUAAAGAAGUAGGUAAGGAUGUUUGUCUGUAUGGCUGCCUUGCCUGUGAGGUCUCUCUCAAAGGGAACGAAGAGCUCAUCCAGCACGUGGAGAACCAUCAGCACAGACAGAGAGCAGUGGAGCACCUGAAUGCCAAAGAGCAUGCCUCUCGCCUCUUACCUCACAUUAGUCCCUCAUCUACCUCGCAGCCAAACCCUCCUAGCAACCCAAAAUCUCUGCCCAGGCAGUCUGCUUCAGAGAGUCCUUCUGCCAUCUCCUGUCUAUCCAGACCAACAGAUCAGCACUCCAAAUCUCCAUCAACCUCUACAGCUUUAUCUGAGGCUACACAAUCCGGUUGUACCCCAGCUUCUCCUUCAGAACAAGUUUCCUUACACUCAACUGUUACCUCAAGCCUGAACGGCAAUGUAAUUAGUUUUGAACCAACAGACUCUGCUAGUGGGUGUUACCCCGAUGAUGGAGCAGCAGAGGAGAAAAAGUCCACAUAGUAUCCUGCAGCCAAAGGCUACAUGCAGACGAUUGCAGCUAUAGCUGUAGUCGUAUCUGCCUUGUCACAGUCCUAAUGCAUUGGUUUAAAAAAAAAAAAAAAAAAGACUGGAAAAGCAAAAAACAUUCAAUGAUAGAAGAUAACCGGAGAAAACACGAACCUAGCGAUAGUUUGAAAGACUUUUAAACGGACUGGAUCCUGUAGGAUAUACCUUACGUUUCCAAUGCUUGUAACCAAAAAAGUGUCAGUAGAAUGUUUUCUCACGUCAAUAUGCUGGUCAAUUUAAACUUGAGAAUACGCAAACACUGUUUGGAAACUGAAGCGUGCACAGAUAAGGACUGGAGUAGAACCUAAGAUGGUUUUAUAAUUACCUAAUGACUAACUAACCAAAAGUCUGUUUGUUGUUUAUGUUUUAAAAUACACUCACACAAAAAAAUGAGUUUUACGACCAACGAGUUUUACGUGUUAAAAUAAUGUAAUAUCGGCUCACUAAACUAAUGUAUUUUAAUGUUGUCUACUCUCAGGUCAACAUGUAUUCAUUUUCUGCUACCGAACAUCGGCGUCUGAGAAAAGUACAGUAGUUCCGAUGCGUACCGACAGGAAAAAAAAAAAAAAAAAAAUGAAAUCCAAAAAGAAAAAAAAAUUGUUAGUAUUGGAAAUGUUACAACCUGGUUUGCAUUGUCUUUUUUUUAUUUUUUUUAUUAUUAUUUUUUUUAUUGGACAAAUGUUUGUCCAGACACAAAGAGUAAUGCAGACUUUAAUUGUGAGCGAAAGGGUAGAUUUUUUUUUUAUGGUGUGGGGGGAACAUUGUGUUAACGAUAGAAACAUGUAUUGACAUUUUGGUGUUGCGUAGAUUGUCGAAUUCAAUUACUUAAGUGUAUGGUAGAUUUAAAAGAAAUUACUUGUAUAUUUAAUUUUUUGUACCUUCCCAGUCAAAGACACUUGAGGUUGCUUCCAGCCAUGCCAAUGUUAAGAAUUUACAUUUUACCCCUUCUAAUAUAGUUCAACAUUGUUACUGUACGACCUUCCCUCCUGCACUGAGCCAAGUGAAAAGACCAUAUCUGUAAAUGAUUUUCUGUCAAUGCAGAUUUAAGAAAUGUCCUUAGUUUGGUUGUCUUUCAAACGUCUUUAAUUUGUGCACUUAAACUUUUUUAACCCUCUUUACCGUAACUCCCUCUUUUUUACUUUGAAAUGUAGUUUCUUACUCCUCUUUAACGAUGUCUUUUUUUUCUGAAUGUUUCUGCACUUGCCAUAUAUGGUGACAACAACAAUAAUGUAACUGAUGAAUACAAUAACUCACAGUAUUGCUUUAAUGGAAAAUCCAAAGAUUAAGUACCACUGGUGCAUACAAAGGAUGGGGAAAACUCUAUAUUUGGGAAAAAAAAAAUAUUACUGUUUUUAAGGAACAGAAACCUUUUUAGAUGAUGGAGCCAGCUAGGAGAAAACUGUUUAAACUUUGAACAUUUGUGACCUCAUAUAUAAAAUAAACCGAAAAACCAAAAACCCCCCCGAAGCCUCUUUGCUGAGGGUAUGGGACAGUACCGUAGUUCAGCCAUUGCAGUUUGUAAAAUAGAUGGAGAACGUUCACUUUAAUGUCUCCGUGACUGGCUUGUCAUUUUUGUCUGUUUGUUUAUCCUCUCUUCGUUUGUCUGUUCUACUAAAUGUACUGGGGUUUAUUUUUGACAAAACACAGUGUGCUGCUAAUGUAGUUUUGUAUUGACACUAAGAUGCAUGCUUGAUUUUCGCUUUUUUGCUGAAGCUUUAAUGGCUGCAGACGGUAGCCAGAGACCCCCUUUUCCCUUCAUCUCGCUGCAGCUCUGCCCACACACUUCUCCAAGACUACUGUGAAGACUGUGAAUAAAUGUCCAUGAACCGUGUUCUUUUCUGCUCUUCAGAACAACCGACGUUAAAACCGAACCAACAAAUCUUUAAAAACCAAUGAUGUUAUAUUUAUACAAAGUUUGCAUUCCAAAUGUCACGUUGUUUUAAUCCAAUUUAUUAUUUUCUUUUCCCCGUUCUCCCGAGUUAGGGGAGCGUUCCGUGUACUCUCAUAUCCGAGUCUGGACUUGAUGUGAAAGACUCUUGUUUACUGUAUGUGCUCCUGGGAAUGUUGUUACUGUUGCAAUUGCCAAAUAAUGUACAUGUUCAUUAUGCACUUGUGUUUAUAAUGCGAGUCGUUGGGCUAGUGUCUCUCCCGUCCUCUCUUAUACCAAGCAUUCAAGUUCAAUAAAGUCUGUUUCAUUUUACUAGACCAUAAA